UUGGAGGCCUCGGAUCUCGGGGCUCUGGAGACGGCGGAUCGAAGGCCGGUGUCCCGACAGACCGGCGUGUCGUGGGAGCCGGAACAUCUUUGGCCGUGUGCCCAGAGUCCUGAGACCUUCGGGCACAGAGCUCGGAAAAAGCGACACAACAGACUUUUAACAUUAUAAACCAGCGAGUUGUUUGUUAUGUCUUACCUCUCGCUGUGGAAUGGAGACAUUUCUUUCUCCCUUAUUAUGUCGAAUACCGGGUGAACGCCAAGUCUUGGGAGUACUGCACGUCCAGGGGCGGAUCCAUGGGAAGCUGAAGGAGGAGAACUUCUUUGGACCCAAGGAAGAAGUGAAACUGGAGACGCACAUCAAAGUUGCUGCAUCAGCGGCUGGGAGAGUAAUUGGCAAAGGAGGGAAAACUGUGAACGAGUUGCAGAAUCUAUCGAGCGCGGAGGUGGUGGUUCCCCGAGACCAGGUACCCGACGAGAAUGACCAAGUGGUUGUGAAGAUCAUCGGUCACUUCUACGCCAGUCAGCUCGCACAGAGGAAGAUCAGGGAAAUAUUGGCUCAAGUCAAACACCAACAGCAACAGAAAGUACAGAGCAGCCAAUGCCAGCCCCGAAGGAAAUGAAGGCAAGAGAACCUCCGAGAUACCUGCCAACAAUGGAGACAGAUGCCAGGCCAAAGUGUGGCUGCGUUCAGAUCAACUGUUUGUUCACCUUUAACACAGUGGAAGGCUAAGUAAAUAAGGUUACAAGGACAAUUGGGAAUAAUUUGAAACCCUCAGAAGAAAAUGUUCAACAGUGUAAAUCUAGAGUGGAGAGACUCAUUCUUUUUGCAGGGCCUGAGUCAAACGUGAUGGUUAGACGUUGGGAGAUUAGAGAAGUGGGCAGUUGUAGAGGGACACCUGCAUUAGAAAUCCCACUGUGAGUGGCAGUCCGUCGUUGCUACUGGUUAGCGGAAGAAUUACUACAUUUGGGACUCUGCCUUGUGUAGGCUCUGCUUUUAUUGAAGCUCCCUUCAACCUCCCUGGCCUCUUCUAAAACCUACCACCUUUGUAUCCUCUUGCCCGAGCACAGAUGUAGGAGAAAUUUCAAAGCUGACUCAAUCUAGGAAUGGAGAAGGGGUGCGAAUGGAGAGAAAUUCAGAUUCCAGCUGUAAGAUUGGCUAAGGCGUGUGGAGAGUCAGGAUACAAUCUUCUACUACGUUAAAUUAGACCCAAAGGUGGAAUUGUGAUGAGCAAAAUAUAUAUGGUUCUUCAUUCUCUCAGAUUGAAGUUUCCCAUUGGGAGUGUUGCUGUCUCUGAAAAUUGCAGAUGGAAUAUAAAAAAUGCAGGUCAGUUGGCAUCUGCAGAGUGGGAACUAGAGCUAACGUCUCACCAUUCAGUGGUUCUGACAAUGGGUCUUCAGCUGGACAUAUUAAGUCAAAUUCCUUCUUUCGCAGAUACUGCACAACCUCUUUAGUUCUUCCAACACUCUUUGUUUUUGCAUUUGAUUUCUUUACCAAGUGUCAAACCCACCAACUAUCCACAGCAUGCAUUCAUUUCCUGCUAGCAAAGUCCCUCACAGAACAUAGGAGAGUACAGCACGGGAACAGGCCCUUCAGUUCACAGUGUUAUGCUGAAACAGUUAAAUUAGUCUAACUAAUCUUUUCCUCCUUCGCAACGUCCAUAUCCUUCCAUUUUCUCACAUUCACGUACCUAUCUAAACGUCACUUAAAAGUCCCAAAGGUAUCUCUGCCUCUGCCAUCACUCUAGGCAGCUCAUUGCAGGCACCCGCCACUCUCUAUGUAAAAACAAUUUGCCCCUCACAUCUCCUUUGAACCUACCCCCCCUCACCUUCAACACAUGCCCUCUGGUAUUAGACAUUUCUACCCUGGGAAAAAGAUUCUCCCUGUCCACUCUAUCUGUGCCUCUCUUAACCUUAUAAACCUCUAUCAGAUCUCCUCUCAGCCUUCCAUGCAGUUAAUCAUUCUAGAAAAUAGAAUUAAGAGACCCAAUGUUGAAUUAACUUGAGUGUCUUUAUUCAGAGUAGCAUUCUAAUGUGUUUUGUAGAAUCUAAACAAGAGAUGAAAAUGGAUUAAAAACACCCUUAGAGCAGGGUUUCCCAACCUGUUUUAUGCCAUGGACUAAUGCCAUUAAGCAAGGGGUCCAUGGAGCCCAGGUUGGGAGCCGCUGACCUAGAGCUAGGGAUCUGUUCACACAUAAAGCGCUGGAGGAACUCAACAGGUCAGGCAGCGUCUCUGAAAGUGAGUAAAUAGUCGACAUUUCAUCAAGACUGGUGAAGGGUCUCGGCCCAAAUCAUCGACCGUUUAUUUCUCUCCAUAGAUUUUUUAAAGAUUUAUUUAGAGAUCCUUGCUUCUUCCCCCCUUCCUUUCCAGCAUUUUGUUUGUGUGUGUUGCCCUGGAGUUCAGCAGAAUCUCCUGUUCGGUAGGUUACAGUUUGGAGUGUGACGUAGAGGAAAAUGAGGAGGCAGAUAAGUGUUGACAGCAAUGGCCCUGGAAGUGCGCACGAUCCCCAGGAUGCAGUGCAGGAACGCCCAAGUGUGAGGAAUAAAAUUCCAUAGAGUCAUAGAAAAGUGCAGCACAGAAACAGGCCCUUCAGCCCAUCUAGUUCAUACCAAACCGUUUAAACUGCCUGGUCCCAAUGACCUGCAACUGGACCAGAGCUCUCCAUACCGCUCCCAUCCAUGUACCUAUCCAAACUUCUCUUAAACGGUGCAGUCGAGCUCGCACGCUGGCAGCUCGUUCCACACUCUCACAACCCUCUGAGUCCAGAAGUUUCCCCUCAUGCUCCCCUUAAACUUCUCACCUUUCACCCAAGUUUGUGUUUCGAUUUUCUUUUAAUUUGGUGCCAACGGCUGGAUAUUUGGCACCAGGGUAGUGUAGCAGUUAGUGCAACACUAUUACGUCUCGGGGCAUCGAGGUUGGAAGUUCAAUUCCAGCACCAUCUGUAAGGAACUUGUAUGUUCUCCCUGUGACCGUGUGGCUUUUCUCCCUCAGUCCAAAGACGUAGCAGUUAGUAGGUUAAUUGGUCAUUGUAAAUUGUCUGUGUUACAUAGGUAGGUUGCUGGGCAGGGCGGCUUGUUGGGCUGGAAGGGCAUGUUCCUCACUGUAUCUCUAAAUUAAAUAAAAAUAAAAUACAAUAAAUAUUUGAGGUUGUCCAUAAUGGUAACAUUUCUCCUUAAUUUACAGGAAAGCUCGGUGGGUUAGAGAGCGAGUGUGGGGGCUUUGGAUAGUUUGGGAACAGUUGUUGAACCAGUCUCUACAGUUAGCUGUCUCCUGUAAGCAGCAUGCUUAGGGCUGGGCUUCCCAACCUUUUUUAUGCUAUGGACCCCCCUACCAUUAACUGCGGGGUCUGUGGGCCUUAGACUUCAGUAGAAGCAGCGAUGAGCUGUUACUGAUUUCAUCCAAACACACGCCCACACGGAAAGCCUAAAAUACCAUGAUUUUAUCCGCAAGAUGAAUUUUUCGCCUCAGUGGAUCAAAACAUGCAAUGCUUAUGAAUACUUUGCAAGUACAAUGAUUGCUCCACAACUCAGAGUUUGAGAAUUGCUGAUUGGUAUAAUGUACCCAUUGAGACCGUGGGCCAACCAAUAAGGUGACCAUUCAAUACUGCGCACCAAUGGAAUGCAUGCAUCGUUGCUCUAAAUAGUGUACCAGUUGAUACAUUGCACCAAUCAAUGCAUUGCACAAUACAUUCUACCAAUCAGUGCAAACACAUUACACCAAUCAGUGCAUUGCACAAUACAUUCUACCAAUCAGUGCAAACACAUUACACCAAUCAGUGCAUUGCCUUCUUUCUCUUCUUCCAACAACCUCUUCACUGGAAGCCAUGAAAGAGUGUCAGAGGCACUGAGGACCAUGUAUAACUUAACUGAGAUGAAGUAAUUCUUGAUUAUUACUUUGCAUUUGAUUCAGCCUUCCACAGUGUUAAAACUCUAGAAAACUAUGUAUUCUUGCCAAAUAUUAAAUGAACUGUGAUGAUUGAUGAGAUAAUGCCAACCACGUGUGGUAUUAGCUUAAAAUUUAUUCUGCUUUCUUGAAUGAAGAACUUAACGAACAAUUUUAAUUUGGGUGGCUGUUUGUUCCCACAGACGCAUCGCCCAAAGUGCUGUCGUCUCCUGCCAAAGAUUGCAAUCGCAACCUCAUAGUGUGGGACACAAAU
Molecule: messenger RNA, 4153 nt
Organism: Mobula hypostoma (lesser devil ray)
Lineage: Eukaryota; Metazoa; Chordata; Chondrichthyes; Myliobatiformes; Myliobatidae
Product: insulin-like growth factor 2 mRNA-binding protein 1
Exons: 4
Coding region: 209-619 (136 amino acids)
Biological process (GO): regulation of gene expression; nervous system development
Cellular component (GO): cytoplasm; nucleus; cytosol
Molecular function (GO): mRNA 3'-UTR binding
Source: RefSeq, a predicted model, not a curated record